Messenger RNA from Sorex araneus (European shrew), 5520 nucleotides. RefSeq names its product large tumor suppressor kinase 2 (gene LATS2). The record is from RefSeq and is a predicted model, not a curated record. The transcript is spliced from 8 exons. NCBI's taxonomy places the organism in Eukaryota, Metazoa, Chordata, Mammalia, Eulipotyphla, Soricidae. Gene Ontology annotation, molecular function: protein serine/threonine kinase activity; protein binding; ATP binding. Gene Ontology annotation, biological process: peptidyl-serine phosphorylation; positive regulation of apoptotic process; regulation of organ growth. Gene Ontology annotation, cellular component: nucleus; spindle pole. The coding region runs from base 392 to 3607 and encodes 1071 amino acids.
AAUGCCAACAAUGUAGCGAAUGUCCCACUUGGGUCUGCGCGCUGGCUGCGCGGCGUGAGCCCCGGGAAGAUGGAGCCGCCGCCGCCCCGCGCCCCGCGCGCCCCCCGGGGACAGCCGUCGCCACGGCCCCCGGCGCCCGGACCCCCGGCGCGCGACGCCCCGGCCGGGCGGGCGAGGACGCCGCGGAGGGCGUAGACCGCGCCCCGGAGAUAGCAGUGGUCUUCAAAAUGAAGACUCCGGGAAGUUUCAGGUUCUUUAUAGGAACUACAGACAUGAAAAGAAAGACAAUUUUCAGAAAAAAAAUUUUUUGAAAGUUUGUUUACAACUGAUACUAUUGACAUUAAAAAAAAAUUAAAGAUUGUAUUUAUGGUGAAAGUGAACUGGACUAACAAUGAGGCCAAAGACUUUUCCUGCCACGACUUACUCUGGAAACAGCCGGCAGCGCUUGCAGGAGAUUCGAGAAGGCUUGAAGCAGCCGUCCAAGAUCUCGGCUCAGGGGCCAUCUGUGGGACCAAACAGCGAUGCCCCUUUGGAUGCCAAGGUCCUGGGGGGCAAGGACGCUGCCCGGCAGCAGCAGAUGCGAGCCACGCCCAAGUUCGGGCCCUACCAGAAAGCGCUGCGGGAGAUCAGAUACUCCCUGCUGCCUUUCGCCAAUGAGUCCGGGACGUCUGCCAGUGCUGAGGUGAACCGGCAGAUGCUGCAGGAGCUGGUGAAUGCCGGCUGCGACCAGGAGAUGGCGGGCCGGGCACUCAAGCAGACAGGCAGCCGGAGCAUCGAGGCCGCCCUGGAGUACAUCAGCAAGAUGAGCUACCUGGACCCCAGGAACGAGCAGAUCGUGAGGGUCAUCAAGCAGACCUCCCCAGGAAAGGGGCCGGCGCCAAGCACAGUGCCGCCGCGUGCCAGCUUCGAAGGGACUGGGGAGCCCUUCCCCGCCUUCCAGCACCUGAGUGCAGGAGUGUACGAGGGCCCCGGGCCCCUGGAGGAGGUGCCCCGGCAGUACAUGGACUUCGUCUUCACGGGAGUUGGCCCCCACAGCCUGCCCGGAGCCCACUCGCACCCGCCCAAGGGCUACCCUGUGGGCAUGGAGGCGGCGGGCCUGGGCUUCCCUGUGGGCGGCUCCGGGGGCGCGGCCCUGCCCCUGCCUGCGCCCCUCUACCGGCCCCAUGUGCCACUGGCCUACGGCGUGCAGCGCAGCCCCUCCUUCCAGAGCAAGGCCCCCGAGACCCCCGGCUACGCCCUGCCACUGGGCUCAGCCCAUGGCUUCCCACCCACGGCGCCCGCAGCGGGGCUCUACACGCCACACCCACCGCACCCGCACCACAAGCCACAUCAGCUGCACGUGGUGGGCUCCCGGGGCCCGGUGUUCGCCGGGGACAGCCCCCCACAGAGCCUGCUGGCACCCUCCAGGAAUAGCCUCAACGUGGACCUGUACGAGCUGAACGGCCCCCCCGGGCAGCAGUGGCCAGCUGCCACCCUGUCCCGCCGGGACUCGCUGCAGAAGCCCGGCCUGGAGGCGCCCCCACGCCCGCACACCAGCUUCCGGCCCGACGGGCCCGUGCCCAGCAGGACCAACUCCUUCAACAGCCACCAGCCGUCAGCAGCGCCCGGGCGGGCAGCGGUGCCCAGCAAGGCGGAGCCAGCCCUGCCCACCCCCAACACCAUCACGGCCGUCACAGCCGCCCACAUCCUGCACCCCGUCAAGAGCGUGCGCGUCCUGCGUCCAGAGCCCCAGACAGCAGUGGGCCCCUCGCACCCCGCCUGGGUGCCGGCGCCCGGGGUAGACGGCCUGGACGCCAAGGAGGAACCCCCGGUGCCCCUGGGCGUGGCCAGCACCUACUCACUGGACGCCGAGUACGGCGGCCCUGGGCCUGAGAUGCGGUGCCCGCCGCCGCCCUACCCCCGGCAUCUGCUGCUGCAGGGCACGUCAGAGCAGCUCGAUGUGGACAGCCUGUGUGUGAGCCUGGAGCAGGGCCUCCGGGGAGGCCAGGCCGCAGAGCCUGGCGGUGACAAGAGCCACAAGAGCACCAAGGCAGACAAGGGGGGCAAAGACAAGAAGCAGAUCCAGACAUCCCCGGUGCCUGUGCGCAGGAGCGGCAGGGACGAGGAGAAGCGCGAGUCGCGCAUCAAGAGCUACUCCCCCUUCGCCUUCAAGUUCUUCAUGGAGCAGCACGUGGAGAACGUCCUGAAGACCUACCAGCAGAAAGUCGGCCGCCGGCUGCAGCUGGAGCAGGAGAUGGCCAAAGCCGGCCUCUGCGAAGCGGAGCAGGAGCAGAUGAGGAAGAUCCUUUACCAGAAGGAGUCGAAUUACAACCGGCUGAAGAGAGCCAAGAUGGACAAGUCCAUGUUUGUGAAAAUCAAAACCCUGGGCAUCGGGGCCUUUGGGGAAGUGUGUCUGGCCUGCAAGGUGGACACACACGCCCUCUAUGCCAUGAAGACGCUGCGCAAGAAGGACGUCCUCAACAGGAACCAGGUGGCCCACGUCAAGGCCGAGAGGGACAUCCUGGCUGAGGCCGACAACGAGUGGGUGGUGAAGCUGUACUACUCCUUCCAGGACAAGGAGAGCCUCUACUUCGUGAUGGACUACAUCCCCGGUGGGGACAUGAUGAGCCUGCUCAUCCGCAUGGAGGUCUUCCCCGAGCACCUGGCCCGCUUCUACAUCGCCGAGCUGACGCUGGCCAUCGAGAGCGUCCACAAGAUGGGCUUCAUCCACCGCGACAUCAAGCCGGACAAUAUCCUGAUAGACCUCGAUGGCCACAUCAAACUGACUGAUUUCGGCCUCUGCACUGGAUUCAGGUGGACUCACAAUUCCAAGUACUACCAGAAAGGCAGCCACAUCAGACAGGACAGCAUGGAGCCCAGUGACCUCUGGGACGACGUUUCCAAUUGUCGCUGUGGGGACAGGCUGAAGACCCUGGAGCAGAGAGCGAGGACGCAUCAGCGGUGCCUGGCGCACUCCCUGGUCGGCACCCCCAACUACAUUGCCCCCGAAGUGCUGCUUCGAAAAGGGUACACGCAGCUCUGUGACUGGUGGAGCGUGGGAGUGAUCCUCUUCGAGAUGCUGGUCGGACAGCCCCCCUUCUUGGCCCCCACUCCCACGGAGACCCAGCUGAAGGUGAUAAAUUGGGAGAACACGCUUCACAUCCCCGCCCAGGCCAAGUUGAGCCCAGAGGCGCGUGACCUCAUCACCAAGCUGUGCUGUGCCGCCGAGCGCCGGCUGGGCAGGGCCGGGGCCGAGGACCUGAAGACUCACCCGUUCCUGGCCGCCAUGGACUUCUCUAGUGACAUCCGCAAGCAGCCUGCUCCCUACGUGCCCAAGAUCAGCCACCCCAUGGACACCUCCAACUUUGACCCGGUCGAGGAGGAAAGCCCCUGGCCCGGCGCGAGCGGAGAGAGCACAAAGGCAUGGGACACACUCACCUCCCCGCACAGCAAGCACCCCGAGCACGCCUUCUACGAGUUCACCUUCCGGAGGUUCUUUGAUGACAAUGGCUACCCCUUCCGGUGCCCGAAGCCCUCGGGGACAGAUGCCUCUCAGGCAGAGAGCGGGGCACCGGAGAGCCCCGCCCUGGGAGAGCCAGCGGAGAGCUGCCAGCCCGUGUACGUGUAGACAGUGGCGGGGGCUGCGUGGGCUGACCUGGGCCCUGCGGAAGUCCCGGGCCUGCCAGAAGCUUGAGGUCAGCUUUGUUUUUAAGUUAGUCCAUUGGUGUCUUCACUUGAAGUCUGGCCUUCACUCCCAACUGCCCACCAAAAAGAAAAGAAAAAAAAGGGCACCCCCGAACAAACAGAAGCGUUCUUUCUGGAAAGGUUCCCACUUCAGAGACCUUCAUUUCUCCAUUCUGGAUGACGGGAGACUGCGUCAGCAUUGUUGGGAAUUGGGUUUUGUGGACCGUAACAUCAUUAAAACAAUAUUUUUUAAAACUUUUAGUACAGUUUAGAAAGAGCACUUAUUUUGUUUAUAGCCAUUUUUCUUACUAAAUUGUAGGGAUUAAUUUUGACAAAUCAUGCUGCUGUUAUUUUCUACAUUUGUAUUUUAUCCAUAGCACUUAUUCACAUUUAAGAAAAGAUAAAAACUGAAGAACAUGGGAUAAGAAAUCUCUGUGCAAUAAUGUAAAAAGAGAGAUAGAGGAGUGAAAGAGAGAGAGGGAGAGAGAGAGAGAGCGAGAGAGAGAGAGAGAGAGAGAGAGAGCACUGUUCUAAUGUUACUGAUACCAUUUUCUUCACACAGUGGUUUCUAUGCCCUCCCCCCACAUUUCAAAAAUUGUGAUAUAAUGUUAAAAGGCUGCUUUUUCUUUUUGCUUUUUGCAUAUUAUAGUAUAAUAGAAGGUGUAAGCAAGGUGGUUUUGUGGGUGUGAUUUCAGAUGUCUGGUGCAUGAACAGGAUUUUUCUAUUAUAAAGUUACCGUAUCUUGCCAUUCACAGCAGGUUCUGUGAAUAUGUUUUUACCAAGUAUCUUAAGUGAGGUGUUAGCCAGUGUGCCGAUAAUGUAUCAUGUGGAUGCCUUAUUUGCUAUGAUUACAUCCCCUAUUUUGUUAAAAAAAAGAAUGCAGAUGUAUAAUUGAAAUGAGAGGAAUGUAUGUGUGUGUGUGUGUGUGUGUGUGUGUGUGAGUGUGUGUCUUUGUGGGUAUGAUAGGAGUGGAGUGGGGGUUAAGAUUAAACAUUUGUCAUAUAUGAAACUUGCGUAGAUCAAAAGGGAUUCAUUGAGCUAUGCCAAAAACUGUUGACUUUUUCCUGGAGCAGUGCCCACUUCACUAGUCAGUCUGACUUAGGAGUCCAUGUACUACAGCCAAGUGCUGGGGCCACUGGCCAAUGUGGGCAGAGUGUGCCCACCCUCUGCCCUACAGCUGACAGCUUGCUCAGGUGUUACCACCCUAAGGUCUGGUCAUCUGAGGGCGCUGUCACAUUCUUUCUGUUGUGCUUUCACAAAUCAAUCUUAACUUGGUCUGAAAACAUUUUUUUUAAAACCUUUGUGAAAAAGCAAGGAUUAUUCAAAGUGACAUUGGAAGACAAAAUUAUUAAGCCAUACAUAUUUUCAUAGACAUGUAGGUGUGUAUAUAUAACUACAUAGGUAAGCACAUCAGGUAUUUCUUAUUUCAAAUUAGUAUGAUUCCUAUUGAAAGUGAUUUAUAUUUGAGUAAAAAAUUCAAUUUUUUUGCUUUUUAAAAAACUGAUGCUUCAUAUUUUUUAUUAUAUAUUCCACAUAAUUUCCCUUCCAUUGUUUAGUGUAAUGUAUCCAUUAUUUAGUCUGUCCCUGGACAACAACACUUAAGAGUCUAUCGACGUGUAAUCGGGAAGAGCGAGCGGCUUCUUCUGCUGGUUUCCAUGUGUAUGAGCGGUGCGGCCGUGCGUGUCUGUUCUCGCUGUCUGCUAGGAAUGUCCUGUUGUCACAGCGCUCUGACAGCCUUUUAUGUGAUAGGUCCUUUCUCAGGAACUCAAUUUAACUAUUAUUUAUUGAUAUAUCAUUGCCUUUGAAAAGCUUCUACUGGCACAAUUUCUUAUUAAAAUUUUGAAUCCAAACCCCGAA